ACAGUUUCUGCGUUUCCCCGGGCGCCUUCCGCCGUGGCCGGCCGCUCCUCUACCACCCCGGGGCUACCGGCGAGGCCUCGCAAGCCCUGCCACCGGCGUCCCGACCCGCUCUCGCCCCUUGAGUCCCUCUGGCCCGGCUCCAUCCGCCGUUCCCCUCGAAGGCCUGUCGUGGCCUUCCGCGCGGGACAUUAUCCAAGGAAGCCUACGAGGCGUAGUGUGCAUGCGCGCUCCACCACCGAAGAGGGCCGCCUCCUUCCAGCCCGGCCUGCCGGAAGUGCUUGGGAAGCUUCCAGGAGCCGUAACCUAGCAGCGGCGGCGGCGCGGCCCUUAGCAACGAGGGAAUGCCGGUGUGGGUGCGCGACUACCGCUGGCAUCAGACGCCCGAGGCGGUGUACCUGACCGUGCCCGUCCCGGCGCCCGUGCGGGCUGGCAUCUUCUGCACCGAGCAGUACCUCAAGGUAAAUUCUCCUCCCUUUUUAUUCGAAGCCUUUCUGUAUGCUCCUAUAGAUGAUGUUCGCAGUACUGCAAAAAUCAAGGAUGGCUUUGUUUUGUUCAUCCUCUAUAAAAAAGAAGCGGCCAUGUGGAAAUCCCUCAUUAUGGAAAACGGUGACAAAGAAAAAAUGCAGAGAAUCCGAGAGGAUGCUGUGCGCAAAGCACAAGAGGACGCCAAAGCAGAAGCAGAAGCAAAAGGUACUCGGAAACAGGAGCGUAGCAAGUUUGCUCUGGAGGCCACAAUUAAGCUAGAAGAUGCAGAAAGAAAAAGAAUAGAAGAGCAGAAAGAAGAAGAACGGGAAAAAGCCACCAAGGAGAUUGAGAAAUGGAAAGAGCAAAAUGAGAAGCAAAAGAAGGUUCAAGAAAAAUACCAGUCGCAUCAGGAAUGGAGAAAAACGCUAGAGAAAAGCAAGCAACAGAACAGGAAAAUGAAAUCUAAUAGAGGAACAGUCAAGUCAAGUACAAUGGCAGGAGCUACAAGUUCUGGAAAUAUGUUUUCAGAGAAGCUAAAGGAAGAAUCUGUCCCUGCUCCUCGUUCUGCCGGUAGUAUUGAAAUAAAAUUCACCCCUCGUGCCUUUCCUACAGCUCUCAGAGAAUCCAGGAUUCCAGAAGAGGAGGAGUGGUUAUGUAAAGAAGCAGAGGCUCGCAGGAUCAUCAAUUCAGACAUUGCUGAGAUAGAGGAUUUAAAAGAAGAGGAGAAGAAUCCAGAUUGGUUGAAAGACAAAGGAAAUAAAAUGUUUGCAACAGGAAAUUACCUUGCUGCUGUCAAUGCCUAUAAUUUGGCAAUUCGUAUCAGUAAUAAAAUUCCAACAUUGUACUUGAAUCGAGCUGCUUGCCACCUUAGGCUGAGAAAUCUACACAAGGCAAUUGAAGAUUCUUCUAAGGCCCUGGAUUUACUGACUCCUCCUGUACCCAACAAUGCCAAGGCUAGAGUGAAAGCUCAUGUGAGGCGUGGGGCAGCAUUCUGUGAAUUGGAAUUGUAUGCUGAAGGUCUUCAAGAUUAUAUUGCUGCUCUCAAGAUUGAGCCUACCAAUAAAAAAGUAGAAGAAGAUGCUGAGAAGAUUCGACACGUAAUUCAAGGAAAUGAAUGAUUCUGGGGAGAAGUUGCAUAGGUUGGGUGAUCAGCUAUUGAGUACAGUAUUUAAUAAAUAGAAAAACAUUUGUGGUCCUUUAUUUUGUAAAUGUGUAAUAUAAAAUAGUUGGAAUACAUUUUUUCUAUUAUCUUGCUCAAUAAACAAGAGAAAAACCUAAGAUUGUUUAAAAACUUGAAAAAUGUAACUUGUAGUGUGAGAUAGUAUUGCAUAUUUUGAUAAAAUGUGGUAUCAUAUGUAAGGUAAUAACCACUAGUCUCUGUAGCUUUUAAACAUAUAAGUGAUAGUUAAAUACUCAAAGAAAAAUGCAUUAAAAAGCAUUCCUCUUGUAUAAGCUGUCUUAUUUCUAAAAACAAAAUUCUAAUUUGCAAUAUGUAAGAUGGCUAUAAUCAAAGCCCACUCAAAAUAUUUCUGCUGUGCUCCUUCUUCUGCAACCUCCUUUUCUUAUUUGGCUGUUUAUUGCUGUGCCGAAGAUGGCUUAACUCCAGGUUUAAGGACAUUUGUUGAUUCAGAAUGUGCUUUAGGGCACAAUCCAUUUGUGCUGGGCUGGGGGGAGUUGGAUGUGGCAGGCCCCGGCUUUGCUGGCAGACGCCCCUCUUGGUGGAGGGAAGCCCAGCCUGGUAGACGCCAGCGGAAGGCUGAAAGCAAGGUGUUCAGAGGGUGUGGCGGAAGAGGAGCGGGGGAGCUUCCGUUGCAUCCUCCUCGCAUUUGGAGUGCUCCCGUGGGUCCCGAUCACUGGGGAGCACAUACUCCCUGGCUUCUGCUUCGUCAGAUCAUGCGCAUUGCUCCUGACUGAGCUGGCGUUUAGCUGGCUCAGCAGCUCUGGAACAGGGAGUGGAUGCUACAGUGCUUUCUGCUGGCUUCCCAUGAUUUGGAUUGCUCUAUUAGUGAUUCUUUUAUUAAAGUAGGAAGUGAUACUCUCUGAAGUAUAAGAAUGUCCUGAACAUUUCUGGUUAUUUCUUGGAAUAGU
Molecule: messenger RNA, 2553 nt
Organism: Rhineura floridana
Lineage: Eukaryota; Metazoa; Chordata; Lepidosauria; Squamata; Rhineuridae
Gene: DNAAF4
Product: dynein axonemal assembly factor 4
Exons: 9
Coding region: 342-1583 (413 amino acids)
Biological process (GO): heart development; outer dynein arm assembly; inner dynein arm assembly
Molecular function (GO): nuclear estrogen receptor binding
Source: RefSeq, a predicted model, not a curated record